AUGCCUCCACCCUACUGGGACAGAAUUUUGGUUGGAGACUGCUUUGUAGUGACUGUGACCCUUUGGGUGCUGUGUAUUUGGCAGCUCCUCAGGUUCAAAGCAGGCACUACAGAACCCAUGGAACCUCCGUGCUUCUGUCUCCACAGAGGCAGCUCUGGGGAUGGAGCCUGUCUGUGCCCAGAGUGGGUGGGAUCUCUUUGUUCUAUAGUUAAUUUCUGUGACUACAGUACUGAGACAGUGAACAUUUUUGAAAGCAAUAUAAACCCUACUUUUGAACAGAUUAUGGUGGGUAAAUAUGGCCACUCCUAAAAGGAAUGUGCACCUGAUACUGUGAAUGGUAAUGCUUCAGUAGAAAUCUGGAUGUGCUCCAGAGAAAGGAAAAUUCCUACUUUCAAGCCUCCCCAAAUUCUGAAUUGUAAUGAAAAUCUGGACUCCUUAGUUGAAACUGUGAGCUCCAGGAAGGUUUCAGUUAUUUCAAGUUACACUCAAAUCCUCAGCUCCAUGACAGACCAACUGACCAGACAAAACAUCACUGCGCAGAUGAUGAAAAAGCCAAAUGUUUCAGAAGACUUUCAGGCAUCUGUGGCAGUAAUGGCUACAGUGAGUCAAAUCUUGGAUGGCAAAACAGAAUUCAUCCACAAUAUUCUUGUCAAUGCUAAAACCAGCCUCAUGAAAGCAAUGGAGGAAUUUUCUUUCACUGGUAACAUCUCACAGCCCAAUGUUGCAAUCCAGUCUGCUCCACUGAAAUUAAGGUACUCUAUGACUCUGUUUUUGGCACAGAGAAGUAAGUCCUGUCUGGGAAAGUAUCAGUCAACAAAACCAGAAAUACAGGAAAAUGCUCCUGGGCUUAUUGGUGACCUCAGUACUGAAGUUCAGAUACUGUUCAACAUUUUAAGUAACUCCAAUUCAGAUGAUGUGGAUUCAGCUCUGAAUGACACAUCUGAACUGCAGCUGUGUGGUCAUGCCUGUGUCUUUUGGGAUUACACUGUCAAAUGCAGGUGGAAUCACACCACUAAUUUUGCUGUUCUGAUGACAUUUCAUAUAAAAUAUAAAUAGGAAAAGCUUUUGGAUUAUAUUUCUUAUAUUGGUGUUGGAUUGUCCAUGGCUGGUCUGGUUAUUAUCAUUUUGUUUCAAAUACUCAUUAGGAAAAAUCAAAACUUAUCUGUAAAGUGAAUGUUGUUGAGUCUCUGCUUUUCUAUGCUCAUUUUUAACAUCUUUAUCUCUGGAAUUGAAAGCCAAACUUCCAGAAAGUGCAGCAACGAUACCACCAGAUGCUACCAGCAAUAUCUUCCUUAUGAUGCCACCAGUAACCUUAUCUCUGACACGGUGGAAACUCCCACAGACUCCUGGUGCACAGUUGUGGCUGUCCUGCUGCACUGUUUCCUGUUGACAACAUUCCUGUGGUCAGCACUCAGCUCUGCACUGUUGAACGUCUUGCUGAUCAGAGCCAUGAAGCCACUGCCUGGACAUUUCCUCAUAACCAUGUCAGUAAUUGGAUGGGGAAUCCCUGCCAUAGUAGUUGCAAUAACACUUGCAGCUACUGACAGAGAAGGAAAAGCUCUAAACUAAUGACAGGAAGAAUUUAAGAAUAAAAAGGAUUCAUUAAUAAAAAUGAUUAGCACUGUCUUUAUAGUGGCAGUGUUUGGGAUGAUUGGCUACCUCAUGUUAAUAAGUAAUGAAAAAACAAAUUUUGAUUUCAGCUUUCAGUUUUGCAUUUUGAAUGCUACCCAAGGACUCCAGAUUUGUAUUCUCUUCACUUUCAGAACAUCACUCUCCAAGACAAAAGUUUUCAAAGUUCCCAUUUUCCAGGUACCACUGUAUCUGCAUUAAGAAACAUAAAAUGUUUCAAAAUCACAACCUGAAAAACCACAGGAAACUUUUAGAUCAACCCAGACUUUUUCAGACAAUAUUUCCUUGUCUACCUUCCCUAAGCAGAACUGGAAACAUGCAAAUCCGUGA
This is a messenger RNA of Serinus canaria (Common canary), 1959 nucleotides long. It is a transcript of the gene ADGRG7, whose product is annotated as adhesion G protein-coupled receptor G7. The record is from RefSeq and is a predicted model, not a curated record. Lineage: Eukaryota; Metazoa; Chordata; Aves; Passeriformes; Fringillidae. Gene Ontology annotation, molecular function: G protein-coupled receptor activity. Gene Ontology annotation, cellular component: membrane. Gene Ontology annotation, biological process: cell surface receptor signaling pathway; G protein-coupled receptor signaling pathway.